UGAGUGAGUGAGUGAGUGAGUGUAGGACUGGCUGGAGGGUGCUGAUACGCACUCGGAACUAUUAAUACUUGUUUCCCCCCUUCUUUCUUUCUCCCACUCUUUCUGAACGACAGACAAACUCUUGAGUUUCCAUCAGUCCCAAGGCACCAGGGCACACGCAAAAUGCUAAGCCAGCUGAGCUGGGACGCCAUCUCCCUGGGCGGAAUCGCCUGGGGCGUGCUUGGGAUACUCGCAGCGUUGACCCUCCUCUACACCCUCUACAACCGCUACCUCCACCCACUUCGCCACAUCCCGGGCCCCCUCCUCGCCUCGCUGACCCCCUGGGUCCAGCUCUACCACGGCCUCCGCGGCGACCGCCACCUCUGGCUGCACGCGCUGCACGCGCAGUACGGCAGCCACGUGCGGGUGGCGCCCAACUUCGUGUCCGUCAACACCGCGCAGGGGCUGCACGACAUCUACGGCCACGGGAAGCGCCUCAAGAAGGCCGACUUCUACAACGCGUUUCCCGCCAUCAAGGGCGUGUACAACACGCACAACGUCAUCGACAAGACGGCCCACGGCCGCAAGCGCCGCGUGCUGAGCCAGGCGUUCGCCGACCAUGCGCUGAAGAGUAUGGAGGAUGUCAUGCUCCUGCAUGUGCGGCAGCUGUGUAGUGGGCUGGAGAAGCAGGACGGACCCCCCGUGGUGCAGGAUCUGGGCCGGUGGUUUAGUUAUCUCACGUAUGAUGUGAUGGGCGAGUUGUGUUUUGGGAAGAGCUUCGAUAUGUUGAUCGAGAGUAGUCGGCGGAGGUUGGUGGAGUUGGUGGAUCGCGCGGCCAAUCGGCAUUAUGUUUGUGGUCUGUGGAUGCCCCUCGAUCGAUGGCACCUGGACCAGAUCUUCAUUCAUCGGUUGACCAACGACCGCUGGAACUUCAUCAUGAACUCCCGCGUCGAGGCCACGAAGCGCGCCCAGGAGCGGACCCAGGCGGGCCACGACGCCAAACGCGAUUUCUUCUACUACCUGCUGAACGCCCGGGACCCGGAGUCCGGACAGGGGCUGACCACCCCGGAGCUCUGGGGCGAGGCCAACGUCCUGAUGAUCGCGGGCAGCGACACGACGUCGACCACCCUCUCGGCCACGGUGUUCUACCUGGUGCGCAACCCGCAUGCGAUGGAGCGGCUAAAGAACGAGGUCCGCGGGGCGUUUACCUCCGUCGAGGACAUUGUGUCGGGCAGCCAGCUCAACGAGCUGGUGUACUUGAAAGCUUGUCUGGACGAGGCGCUGCGGCUGGCUCCCGCCGUGCCCGGGGCGCCUCCCCGCGAGGUGAUGGAGGGCGGCGCCAUGGUGGACGGGGUCUUCCUGCCUGAGGGGACGGAUUGCGGGACGCCGACCUUCUCCAUCCACCGCCAGGCUGCGUACUACCGUCAACCGGGGGCGUACCUGCCGGAGCGCUGGAUCGAGGGCGCGACAUGUCAGACGGAGUUCGAGUGCUGGGAGACGAGUAAAGAAGACGUCGAGGUCGCGCGACGUGCGUUCUGCCCGUUCAGCAUCGGCCCGCGCGGCUGCAUCGGCAAGAGCAUGGCGUUCAUGGAGAUGCGACUGACGAUUGCACGGCUGAUCUUCCUCUUCGAUCUGGAGCUGGCCGACCACCGCGGGGAGGACGCCGAGGGCCACUUGGCGCUGGUGGAUCACUUCACCAGCGCGAAAGAAGGGCCCAAUGUGACUGUACGAGUGCGUACGUAGCCAAGCUGAUGUAAAUUGAGGACCAUCCAAGUACUGUACAUAAGUCCCUAAAUUCAGAU
Molecule: messenger RNA, 1781 nt
Organism: Aspergillus japonicus CBS 114.51
Lineage: Eukaryota; Fungi; Ascomycota; Eurotiomycetes; Eurotiales; Aspergillaceae
Product: cytochrome P450
Exons: 4
Coding region: 163-1722 (519 amino acids)
Molecular function (GO): oxidoreductase activity, acting on paired donors, with incorporation or reduction of molecular oxygen; heme binding; monooxygenase activity
Source: RefSeq, a predicted model, not a curated record